CUCAAUUUUCUCUCCUUUUUUUUUUUCUCCGGCGAACCCUGCCGGCGCCGGCGAUAUCGACUUCCUCAUGGAUCCCUGCCUCUUCCUUCGGGUUCUCGUCGGGAACUUGGCAGUUAAGUUUCCGGUUGCCGCUAAACCCUCCUUCUCCGGCGUACAUCCGUCGUCUUCUCCAUGUUUCUGUAAAAUUAAACUCAAGGACUUUCCGACGCAGUUCGUCACCGUUCCUCUCCUCGUCGAUGGCGAAACUUCCGACGCGACCAGUUCUUCUUCUUCUUCGUCUCAAUCUCACUCUUCACUCGCUUCCUGUUUUAGCCUCAAUAAAUCUCAGAUUGAGAAGCUUAUUUCGAAGCGGAAGGAUCUGUCGGUGAAGAUCGAGGUCUUCACCGGCGGCCGUGCUCCGGCCAGUUGCGGCGGCAAUAUUCUCAGAAGCUCUGCGAAGUUACUCGGCCGAAUCGUCGUGCCGAUCACUGCUUCGAGUCUGGCAGAAACCAAACCGUGCUUGUUCCAGAACGGCUGGACUGGAAUCGGCGAGGGUAAAAGAGGUAACUCGUCGGCUCAAUUGCACUUGACGGUUCGCGCUGAGCCGGAUCCUAGAUUCGUGUUCCGGUUCGAUGGUGAACCGGAGUGUAGUCCUCAGGUUUUUCAGGUGCAAGGAAGUGUAUGCCAACCGGUUUUUACUUGCAAAUUCGGUUUCAGAAACGAACGGGAUUGGGAUCGUUCAAGGUCGUCAAUUUCUGAACAAAGUAGCACUUCGAAGAGUUGGUUACCGAAGAUCCGAUCCGAGAAGGACCAAUCGGCAAACGAGCGAAAAGGAUGGUCCAUAACGAUCCAUGAUCUUUCCGGAUCGCCGGUUGCCGCUGCGUCGAUGGUGACGCCGUUCGUCCCGUCGCCAGGAUCACACCGUGUAAGCCGCUCAAAUCCCGGCGCGUGGCUAAUUCUCCGGCCGGUAGAUGGUAGCUGGAGGCCGUGGGGCCGUCUCGAGGCCUGGCGGGAGAGCGGCGGCUCCGAUUCAAUCGGCUACCGUUUCGAACUCCUCCCGACGAUCUCCGCUGCUGCCCCGUUGGCUACCUCCACCAUAAGCUCGAGCGCUGGCGGUAAGUUCACAAUCGACAUUACCGGCAGUGCGUCGCCAACGAUUAGCCCUAACGGAAGCUUCGACCUCAGUUCGAGUUCCGGAUCUCGACCCGGAUCCGGGGAUUUCGGGUACUUGUCGUCGUAUCAGUACAAAGGAUUUGUGAUGUCGACGACAGUGGAAGGGAUGAAGAAGCAGAGCCGGCGGCCGGAGGUGGAGGUGGCGGUGCAGCACGUGACUUGCACAGAGGACGCAGCGGUGUUUGUGGCGUUGGCGGCGGCGGUGGACCUGAGCAUGGACGCCUGCAGGCUGUUCUCUCAGAAGCUAAGGAAGGAGCUUAGGCAAUGAAAAGUUUGUCGUCGUUUUGUGUGAAUGCGCUUGUCGUUUUGUAAUUUUAUAUUCAUUUUCUAUUUAUUUAUUUUUCAAUAGUUGAGCUGUACUUUUGUAUAGAGGAAUUAUUUUUCAA
Messenger RNA from Cucurbita pepo subsp. pepo (vegetable marrow), 1538 nucleotides. RefSeq lists its product as uncharacterized. The record is from RefSeq and is a predicted model, not a curated record. NCBI's taxonomy places the organism in Eukaryota, Viridiplantae, Streptophyta, Magnoliopsida, Cucurbitales, Cucurbitaceae.